AUGGCACAAACAUAUUCAACGACGCAAGUCAACCCUCAUUAUCACCGUCUCAGCAUUGUCCCAGAGGAUAUCCCAGCAGCACCUCCUGUCAUCGAUUUUUCAGCCUUUCACAGUGACAACCCAGCCGCUAAGAUUGACCUGGUCAAUCAAGUUCGGGAUGCAUGCCUCGAAAAGGGCUUUUUCCAAAUCACCAAUCACGGCGUUUCAGAGGAGCUCCAGGCCGCCAUCUUUGAGCAAUCAAGAGAUUUCUUCUCUCUUCCAAUGGAGGAAAAGGAAGCUUAUGAUAAAGCAACACAUCCCCACAAACUGGGAUACGAACGCUUGCGGUCACAGAACUUCGAGAAAAAGACGGCUGGUGAUUUGAAGGAGGGCUUCUUCGUCGGAAGGGAUCUGCCAGCUGACCAUCCAUACCUCAAGCAAGGCAAGAACCAUUGUGGCCAGAACGUCUACCCAACCGAAGUCCGUGACCCGGCUUUGUUCAAAGAGACCGUCGAUCGAUACCAUCGAGAAUUGACGUUACUGGCGGAGAAGGUGCUCAGCGUCAUCGCAUUGACUUUGAAGUUGGACGAGGACUACUUUGAGCCCUUCUGCCACGAGACAGCUGCCGUUCUCAGACUUUUGCAUUACCCACCUCAGGCUCCCGACGCCAGUGCAGACGAACGAGGUAUCGGCGCUCAUACCGAUUUUGGCGGGAUUACCAUACUGCUUCAGGACGAGGUUGGCGGUUUGCAGGUCUUUGAUGCCCCAACUCGGUCGUGGAUCGAUGUCAAGCCAACACCAGGCGCGUUUGUCGUCAAUCUGGGCAAUCUCAUGAUGAGGUGGUCAAACGACAAGUAUGUUUCAAACCUACACAGGGUCAUCAACACCAGUGGAAGAGAACGGUUCAGCAUUCCUUUCUUCUACUCGGGUAAUCCGGACUUCAUGAUCACCUGUCUCCCUGGAUGCGAGGAUGCUGGCAAGGCACCGAAAUAUGCCCCGAUCACAGUGGAAAAUUGGAUUUUAGGCCGACAGACGAAUACCUUUCAGGAGGGAAAAGGGCUAGAAGAGCUGUCGUCGUUGGCGAAGGUGGCAGGAUGA
Capronia epimyces CBS 606.96 is the source of this 1077-nucleotide messenger RNA. RefSeq lists its product as uncharacterized. The record is from RefSeq and is a predicted model, not a curated record. NCBI's taxonomy places the organism in Eukaryota, Fungi, Ascomycota, Eurotiomycetes, Chaetothyriales, Herpotrichiellaceae. Gene Ontology annotation, molecular function: dioxygenase activity. Bases 1 to 1077 code for a protein of 358 amino acids. The transcript has 4 exons.